This is a messenger RNA of Harmonia axyridis, 808 nucleotides long. RefSeq lists its product as uncharacterized. The transcript has 3 exons. The record is from RefSeq and is a predicted model, not a curated record. Bases 34 to 714 code for a protein of 226 amino acids. NCBI's taxonomy places the organism in Eukaryota, Metazoa, Arthropoda, Insecta, Coleoptera, Coccinellidae. Gene Ontology annotation, molecular function: odorant binding. Gene Ontology annotation, biological process: sensory perception of smell.
AAAAUCUUAUGCAUAGAAUUGAAUUCGGGAACAAUGAAGAGUAGGAAUGUAUUUAUAUUUCUGAGUGUUUUUACAUGUGUUAUUUCUGCCGACGUAGAUAGAGAGUUAAUCGUAGCUGAAUGUGCACAGCAAAAUGGUCUAUCUGAAGAAGACCUUGAGAAGUGGAUCAACUAUCAGAAAAAUAGUGAAGAAAAAUUUCUCUGCUUCAUGUUAUGUUGCCACCAGAAGGACCGCUCCUUGGAUAUGGAUGGCAAAUGGGAUCAGAAGUUUCUGAGCCAACAUUUGAAUGAUAUGUAUCUGAUAAAUAAUACUCUCAAAACUCAAGUUAUGGAAUGCUUCGCCAAUAUCCCUCCAAUUCGCACAUGCUUGGAUAUGAAAUUAAUCGAAAAGUGUAUUCCUGCUAUGAAGAUAAGGAAUUGCCCCGAUGAAUACGGAAUAAAUCAACAGGACAUUGGAAAUUUCACAAAGAACCCAAGCGAGCCAUCGGAAAAGAUGCUCUGUUAUUUGAAGUGCAGUUCGGAAAACGACGAUUUAAUAUUCGAGGAUGGUACACUUAACAUGAACUUUCUGAAGGAAUUGAUCGACAGGAUGGAUGAUAUGAAAGAAGAAGAAAAAAACAGCGUCGAGGAAUGUUUAUCAAAAGUACCUCCAGUGAAAAGCUGCCGCGAUUUUCUACCGUUCGCAAAAUGUGUGCAGAAUAUGAAUUUAUUCUAGUCUAGUCUAGGAAUUACGUUUAUGUGAAAUUAAAUGGGAAUUUUUAGUUGAAUACUCAUCAUUCCUCUUUGAAAUAUAGAUCUUCUUAUUUUGA